Engraulis encrasicolus (European anchovy) is the source of this 1937-nucleotide messenger RNA. It is a transcript of the gene avpr1aa, whose product is annotated as arginine vasopressin receptor 1Aa. The transcript is spliced from 2 exons. The record is from RefSeq and is a predicted model, not a curated record. Bases 212 to 1408 code for a protein of 398 amino acids. Gene Ontology annotation, biological process: positive regulation of vasoconstriction; regulation of systemic arterial blood pressure by vasopressin; G protein-coupled receptor signaling pathway. Lineage: Eukaryota; Metazoa; Chordata; Actinopteri; Clupeiformes; Engraulidae. Gene Ontology annotation, cellular component: plasma membrane. Gene Ontology annotation, molecular function: vasopressin receptor activity; peptide binding.
GGCCAGUUGAGGAGGCGCGAGUCUGGAGAGAGAGCGCGGAUGCUGAAGACGCAGUCAGUCUCACUCUCUGCGCCACACUCCCCCUGAAGCCACGGAGCGCGCUGGAGACAUUCUGCCAUGCGCUUUUACGCGUGGAAAUUGAGCCGAUUUUUACUCGCCUUCCAGCAAACAUUUUUCUAACUGACAAACGGAUCUUGAAAAGCCUUUCAAAAUGGAAAUAUUAACGAACAUUUCCGCGACUAAGAACGGCUCCGACUCCUUUGGAAGAAACGAAGAGGUCGCCAAAAUUGAAAUAACCGUUUUGAGCAUUACUUUCGUCGUUGCCGUUAUUGGCAACCUCAGUGUGCUGAUAGCCAUAAACAACACAAAGAAAAAGACCUCCAGAAUGCACCUUUUUAUCAAACACCUGAGCUUGGCCGACUUGGUGGUCGCCUUUUUCCAGGUUUUGCCACAACUCUGCUGGGAGAUAACUUUCCGUUUUUACGGGCCCGAUUUCCUCUGUAGGAUUGUAAAGCAUCUUCAGGUGAUGGGGAUGUUCGCGUCCACGUACAUGAUGGUCAUGAUGACCAUGGACCGAUACAUCGCGAUCUGCCACCCGCUGAAGACCCUCCAACAGCCUACUCGCAGGUCCUACAUCAUGAUCAUCACCACCUGGGUCGGCAGCCUCAUACUCAGCACCCCGCAGUACUUCAUCUUCUCCCUGAGUGAAAUCAAGAACGGCUCCGACGUCUAUGACUGCUGGGGUCACUUCAUCCAGCCGUGGGGUGUCAAGACCUACAUCACCUGGAUCACCGUGGGCAUCUUUUUGAUCCCCGUUUCUGUUCUGAUGGUCUGCUACGGAUUCAUCUGCCACAGCAUCUGGAAAAACAUCAAAUACAAAACGAGAAAACCCGGCGCGUCGGACUCCGCGAAUAAAAAGGGUCUGAUAGGCAAGAACUCAGUGAGCAGUGUUACCACGAUAUCUCGGGCCAAGCUGAGGACGGUCAAAAUGACUUUUGUUAUUGUUUUGGCGUAUAUAUUGUGUUGGACGCCGUUCUUCACGGUGCAGAUGUGGUCGGUGUGGGAUGACAACUUCUCCUGGGACGAUUCGGAGAACACGGCGGUGACCCUCUCGGCUCUUCUGGCGAGCCUCAACAGCUGCUGUAACCCCUGGAUCUACAUGGUCUUCAGCGGCCACCUCCUGCAGGACUUCGCCGUCUGCUUCCCCUGCUGCCACAAGAUCCAGCAGAAGUUUAAGAAGGAGGACUCGGACAGCAGCAUCAGGAGAACCACGCUCCUGACCAAGAUCAGCAACCGCAGCCCCACGUGCAGCUCCUCGGGCAUGUGGAGAGAGCCCCCCGAACAGCACGACCACUCGCCCAAAUCAGACCGCUCCAUACCACUCUACCCUCAGCCCUGCUCAUCAUGACCGCACCGCCGGACGCACUUUAACUUUGUAAUCACAGAGGCACAUCUUGUCACCAGGCUAGACGGGCAGCCGCCUGGGGCCCCCGAGCCCCUGGAUGGUGAUUGAGAAUAACAGCUCACACGUCACUACAGUAGUGGCAAAUUUCUUUGACGUUUUGCUUGGGGCCCCAGCUGAACCUAGAAGAGUCGCCUCUGUUUGUAAUUUAUUCACUUUCGACAACACCAGAGUGGACUGGACGAGGACCAGGUACUGCAACUUGAAUGUGACCUUGCAAUGAAUGUGUCCGUGAAAAAAAGGAAAAGAAGGAGAAGAGGAAAACAACAAGAAGGGCAGUGCCCUUGACAUUCAGGAGUGGAUGUGUCCUGUCUAAACUAAGCAGCGUGUUUUUAAAGGAGACUGAGAGACUGUGUUGAGGUUGGAAAUGACCCGAUCUGUGUUGCUCAGAGAGAGAGAGAGAGAGAGAGAGAGAGAGAGAGAGAGAGAGAGGGAGAGACAGAGAGGAAAAGAGGGAGAGGGAGAGACAGAGAGA